This is a messenger RNA of Calliphora vicina (urban bluebottle blowfly), 628 nucleotides long. RefSeq names its product adult cuticle protein 1-like. The transcript is spliced from 2 exons. Bases 66 to 446 code for a protein of 126 amino acids. Lineage: Eukaryota; Metazoa; Arthropoda; Insecta; Diptera; Calliphoridae. The record is from RefSeq and is a predicted model, not a curated record.
UUCAAAACAGUAACAUAAAGUUUAGUUUUCUGCACACUUUAGUCAGUCCUUUCUUUCAAAGCAAAAUGAAAUUCGCUAUUGUUACCUUGUUCACUUUGGCCUUGGCUUUGGGCGUUCAAUCAUCCAUAAUUCCCUGGGGUGGUGUAGUGACACAAGUAGCUGGAGGUCCUCUUGCACACACAUCUGUUAUAUCCCCACUUGGUUUACCUUGGGGUGCUGGUGUUGUAUUAGGUCAUCCACAUGCUGCCAUCUCCGUUCACGGUCCUAGUGCUGUAGCAGUACAUGCUCACGCUGCUAUUCCCGCUGCUGUACAUGUUCCCGCUGUUGUGGGCGGUCAUGCUAGUUAUGUUGCCAAAACUCGUGGUGCUGUUCACUCUGCUCCCUUGGCCGGUCACAUUAACUCGGUAGCCAAUGUCAAUGUAGCUCCUGCUCCCGGUACCAUCUAAGCAAAUGUACUUAACGAAAAAUACAUAGUCAAUGUACAUAUAAGUUCUUGAAAUUAAACAAACGUUCAAUGAGAUGUUAACAAAGGUUUAACACAAAAAAUAAUAGAAAUUUCUUUGAACAUAUUAGUUUAGAAAUAUUGGUAGUUUUAUGCUUAUCUGUAUUUCCCUAAUGUUGUCAAUAU